AUGAGGGUUUCCACACCAGGAGCUAAGAACCGUGUUACCAAGCGCAAAUGUGCGUCAAGGAAAAACUGGACAGAAGCUGUCAAGGAAAAUAUUGUACAGUACUUCACUGGCACAGAGUUUUUAUGCGGUCCCUUUGCUAAUAAAUCCAAGUCACCGCAAAAUGCCGCUCUACAGGAAGCCCUCGAAUGCACUCAAUGCAGGCAUCUGCACAUUAUUCCAUACAUGAUGAAUGCAGACAUUGCUGCAGGCUCGUACAUCACAUCGGAAUACCCGCCUUUCUUCGUCAGCAAAAGCGUACCAGACGAAAAUAUAUCCCCCUUUGACACAAACUUAGGGGCUUACCAAAAUAACAACGCCACAAUGUGGGACGAUAUCACCCCUUCCCAACAGCAACAUUAUUACGGCAAGAUUGAUGCCAUUCUCAAGAAGGCCGAGGCUGAAUCGGGCAAGCCAGUGGAUGAAGCCACCGUUCUUUUCGCCCACUACCAAGUGGACUUCCAUAUUCGCCAACACUACCUCGCUCCCCGAAGUAUCCUGAAUCUAUGCCGCUCGAAAGAUGAUAUUAGGGGGCUGAAGCACUGGGAGUGGGAGACUGCUGUCUCAGAUGAGACAGCAUUUGCGGAAUUCCCCGACUGGGGUGUGGGAUGGGUGCAUGAGCCGAGCAAUUCUAUCGGCCACCAGAUUGCAGCAUGGCGUAUGGGGGAAAUAAAGCGAGAGAAACACCUCGCAGAAGUCAAGGCCCGGUGGGCGAAGAUCAAGGAUGAGAGGGAAAAGCAGAGGACACGGACAGUCAAAAUUUCGUUCCAGGGCGCGCAUGUUAGGACUUGCAAGUAUGAGUCAUGUCAACCGGGUCUAACAGAGAAGGAGAUUGUGCGUAUUUCAGAGAUACAAGGUGCCAAUUAUGAAGCCUGUUUAGACGCUAUAAAUGUGUGA
Molecule: messenger RNA, 933 nt
Organism: Penicillium robsamsonii
Lineage: Eukaryota; Fungi; Ascomycota; Eurotiomycetes; Eurotiales; Aspergillaceae
Exons: 1
Coding region: 1-933 (310 amino acids)
Source: RefSeq, a predicted model, not a curated record